Messenger RNA from Folsomia candida, 2027 nucleotides. RefSeq lists its product as uncharacterized. The record is from RefSeq and is a predicted model, not a curated record. The coding region runs from base 578 to 1783 and encodes 401 amino acids. The transcript is spliced from 3 exons. NCBI's taxonomy places the organism in Eukaryota, Metazoa, Arthropoda, Collembola, Entomobryomorpha, Isotomidae.
UCCUCGUCACCGCCAGCCUCUCCCCAACGUUUCUCGCAUGUCUAUUUAUAUUUGCAAUUCAAAUAGAUCAGUCGAGGGGUGCAAUGUGCAAGUAGGAAAAUCUUGGCAAAUUCAACCAACACGGUGCUAAUAGGUUAAGAAGGAAAAGUGUUAAAGUACUUGAAUCGAAAGAGAUUAAUUCUCCUUUCCACCUCCGUUUCGCUUCGAUUGGUGUAAAAGCAAAAGUUUUACCACAAGAAAAUCGGAGAAACGAGAAGAAGUCCUGAGAACCAGCUUCAGUGUCAGCUUAAAAGUAGCAUCUAUCCGAUCUUGUUCUCAUUUGACUCUUGAUUUAUUCCUAUUGUGAACACUCUACGUGCGCACUCAUUUCAUUCAAUCCCAAUUGUCAAUUGUUGGAGUCGGAUUUAUUGUGUCCGGAUUACUUAUGGGUUGGUCAACGUGAUGAAAGAAAAUAAAACUUCGCACAUUUCGUAUUUCUUUCUAUUCAAACAUUUCGUAUUGUUUGUCUAGCCGUAAUUGAAAAAAAGUGAAGUGACAGCGAAUCUUGUAUCUAAAUUGUGAAUGGCUUUAGUGCAUCAUGUCAUUCAUACUCCGAACUUGGGCUUAUUUUUGCCUCUUUUCAAAAUCUGUGUCAUCGUUGGGCCUAAUUGUGUCAACCCAGCUUGUUCUUCGGUGCAGUCUCACAAUGUUUGUUGCAACUGCACCUGUUGUCUCAUCCUUCCUCACAGUUCCUUCUUCUGCGAGUGCUGAGGCCAAUAACAACGCCUACUCAAACAUUACUCUGCUGGAUCUAUAUCCAGAGCUCAAAGAUUACCUCUGGAAAAAGGCUCUCACUCAGAUAAGCUCAACUACGGGGAAGAGCACAAUUUCCAUUCCAGAAAUUUCGAGCUAUUUGAAUUCCUACGCUGAUUAUUCCUCAUCCAACACCAACAAUGUCGGUCAACCACAAUACAACACGUUGCAAAAUGGGGGGUGGAGCUGGGGAUCUGACUACGUUGGCGACAAUUAUUAUGGGAGUGGUACGAAUGGGCAGAGCGGGGUAAGCAUGGUUGCCCCCGCUUCAAUUGCGGGUCAUGGGAACUCGAGGGAUUCGACGUUCGACUCCUCGGACUCUGGGAGUUCGUACAACUAUGAGAAAGAAGUCUUGAAACAUUGGUAUCCUUUUGGAUCCCCCGAGUUUUACGAUUCUUGGAAGUUUAAGCCGAUGCCACCCAAAUCACAUCAUCCUCCUCCUCCUUCUGUCGGGUGGAGCAGCGUAUUUCCAUUUUGGGAGGAGGAGGAGGAAAGCCAUCACGCGAGCCAUGAGCUGUCCAAAGACUUUUCCUGUCUGGCCGGCUUGUUGGGACUCAAAACUCUCAAGACAUUGAAAUUUGCAGCCGUUUUUAAAAAGCUGAAAAUGAUCGCCAUAUUUUUUAUCGCCUUCAAGCUGGGAGUUCUCCUGUCUCCCGUUGCAAUCCCACUCCUCUUCCCGAUCAUCAUUCUGGUGACGAUUGUUAAAAUACUCCCACUCAUUCUCAUCAUUGUCCUACUGCUCAAAAUUCUCAAGAAACAAGUCAAGAUAAAGAAACCAUUCGGCAAGUUCUUGGAUGGCACUGGCUCUCUAUUCUUUGAUGAUGUUGAGGUUGUGGCUGAAAAAGUGCUUCACAGUGAUGAUGACUACAUAGAUAAGCUCUCGUUAGGAAUCCAGAAGAAGUCAUCGGGCAGAUCUAAAUCUAAUACUGCUGCUAAUCUUAAGAAGGACGCAACAAGUACACGGGCCAACAGUAAAAUGUUGGAUAAAUAGCUUGGUUAAUUAUUGGUCGGUUUGGGUGGGUGGGUAUUUUUACAUAGUUGAUAAAAUCUCUAAUUUAUUUUCUUAGUUUUGUACCAUGAUGAUGAUCAGUGAGACAGUUUGAUAAUUUAAGGUUUCGGGUGUUAUAUUUAAGAAUGGGAAAAUUACUUGGGGUAUUUAUGUAAUUAAUUAUGUAUAUUGAUAAUUAUAUGUUUCUUAAAAAUAAAUGCGAACUUUCAAAGUUAAGUCUAAUUGA